Molecule: messenger RNA, 3913 nt
Organism: Spodoptera litura
Lineage: Eukaryota; Metazoa; Arthropoda; Insecta; Lepidoptera; Noctuidae
Cellular component (GO): extracellular region
Molecular function (GO): chitin binding
Source: RefSeq, a predicted model, not a curated record
UUUGAAUUUGUGUAAUUAGUGCAUAUCCAAAGUGGUCUUUAGACUGUGUGUGCAAAAAAAAUAGUUAACACCUAAGUUGGAAUGUUCAAAAGUUUACUAAUCUUGGCGGCCUUAGGGCUAGCCUUGGCCCGGCCGAACGAUGAAUCUGGUCCAGUGGGCCGCUAUUUGGAACCUCACCCAGACUGCCCUCCAGCUGAGACCCACUUUCUCCUUCCUCACGAGUAUGACUGCACCAAAUUCUACUACUGUGAAUAUGGGCUGAAGUAUAUCGAACCGAGAGACUGUGCUCCAGGAACCGAAUUCAAUGCUCAAAUUCAGGUUUGUGUACAUCCUGCUCAAUCUGGAUGCCAUCUUCCUGGACCUGGACCAUGGCCUUCAUCAAGUUCGACUACAGCGUCAUCAGGUACUACAACUACACAGACGCCUUCAACUACAACUACAACAACUCCAACGACUACAACAACUCCAACAACCACAACUUCAACCACAACCACUACAACUCCAGCGCCAACAACUACAACUUCAACAACAACUACUACUACAACUCCAGCGCCAACAACUACAACUUCAACAACAACUACUACUACAACUCCAGCGCCAACAACGACAACUUCAACAACAACUACUACAACAACUCCAGCGCCAACAACGACAACUUCAACCUCAACCACUACAACUGGACAACCAAUUUCAUCAACAACUCAAGUAUCAUCAUCUACAACUGGUGCUUCGUCUAGCUCCAUUUCUCCACCAGACUGUGAUUUCCUGGACAAUGGAUGCCCAGCUGACUUUGAUGUCCACUGGCUUCUCCCUCACGAGGUCUACUGCAACAAAUUCUAUUACUGUGACAAGGGACAGCUUGUUGAGAGGAUCUGCGCUCCUGGUACCGUGUUCAGCCCUAUCGUAGGCGUUUGCGUCCACCCAUGGGAUUAUGACUGCGGAGACAAAGGUAUCGCUGACCCACCAGCCACAGAGAACCCCCCAAUCGACGAUGAUAACAAACCCUGCAACGGUACUGACAAUGAUAUCGGAGAAGUUCUUGAUAACGGUUGCCCAGCUGACUUUGACGUCCACCAUCUUCUGCCCCACGAGACUGAAUGCGAUAAAUUUUACUACUGCGUCCAUGGCGAGAAAGUCGAACGGUCUUGCGCUCCUGGCACCCACUUCAACUACGAAAUCCAGGUAUGUGACUGGCCUCAUAAUGUGAACUGUGUACCUGGUGGUGGUGGAACCAACCCUGGAAGCGGAGAAGGAUCCAGCUCGGAAAGCAUUGAGAUCAAUGACCCAAAUCCCGGCUGCAAUGGCAACUGUCCACCAGAUGGUGGCAACGACAAUGACUUUGUACCUCUCCCCAAUGGAUGCCCAGCGGACUUUGACAUCCAUCAUCUGCUGCCUCAUGAGAGCGACUGCAGCAAGUUCUACUACUGCGUCCAUGGACAGAAAGUAGUGACCAGCUGUGCACCUGGAACUCAUUUCAACCCUGUUCUUCAGGUCUGUGACUGGCCCCACAACGCUGGCUGUGAACAGUCCUCCAAUUGCCCCGGUGGCAAUAGCUGCCCUGGAGAAGGUGGCGACCAACCAGGAGAUGGAGGUGACCAACCCGGAGACGGAGGCAACCAACCCGGUUGCGAUGGUAACUGUCCAGGCGAUGGAGGCGACCAACCAGGAGACGGAGGCGACCAACCCGGAGACGGAGGCGACCAACCAGGAGACGGAGGCGACCAACCAGGAGAUGGAGGCGACCAACCAGGAGAUUGCAACGACAAUGACUUUGUACCUCUCCCCAAUGGAUGCCCAGCGGACUUUGACAUCCAUCAUCUCUUGCCUCAUGAGAGCGACUGCAGCAAGUUCUACUAUUGCGUCCAUGGACUGAAAGUAGAGACCAGCUGUGCACCUGGAACUCAUUUCAACCCUGUUCUUCAGGUCUGCGACUGGCCACACAACGCUGGAUGCGAACAGUCCUCCAAUUGCCCCGGUGGCAACACCUGCCCCGGAGAUGGAGGCGACCAACCCGGAGAUGGAGGCGACCAACCCGGAGAUGGAGGCGACCAACCCGGUUGCGGUGGUAGCUGUCCAGGAGAUGGAGGUGAUCAACCAGGAGAUGGAGGCGAUCAACCAGGAGAUGGAGGCGACCAACCAGGUGGCAACGACAAUGACUUUGUACCUCUCCCCAAUGGAUGCCCAGCGGACUUUGACAUCCAUCAUCUCUUACCCCAUGAGAGCGACUGCAGCAAGUUCUACUACUGCGUCCAUGGACAGAAAGUAGAGACCAGCUGUGCACCUGGAACUCAUUUCAACCCUGUUCUUCAGGUCUGCGACUGGCCCCACAACGCUGGCUGUGAACAGUCCUCCAAUUGCCCCGGCGGCAACACCUGCCCCGGAGAUGGAGGCGACCAACCAGGAGAUGGAGGCGACCAACCCGGAGAUGGAGGCGACCAACCCGGUUGCGGUGGUAGCUGUCCAGGAGAUGGAGGCGACCAACCAGGAGAUGGAGGCGACCAACCCGGAGACGGAGGCAACCAACCCGGUUGCGAUGGUAACUGUCCAGGAGAUGGAGGCAAUGACAAUGACUUUGUACCUCUCCCCAAUGGAUGCCCAGCGGACUUUGACAUCCAUCAUCUCUUGCCCCAUGAGAGCGACUGCAGCAAGUUCUACUACUGCGUACAUGGACAGAAAGUAGAGACCAGCUGUGCACCUGGAACUCAUUUCAACCCUGUUCUUCAGGUUUGUGACUGGCCCCACAACGCUGGAUGUGAGCAGUCCUCCAAUUGCCCCGGUGACAAUAACUGCCCAGGAGAAGGAGGAGACCAACCAGGAGAUGGAGGCGACCAACCAGGAGAUGGAGGCGACCAACCAGGAGAUGGAGGCAACCAACCCGGCUGCGAUGGUAGCUGUCCAGGAGAUGGAGGCGACCAACCAGGAGAUGGAGGUGACCAACCCGGAGAUGGAGGCGACCAACCAGGAGAUGGAGGUGACCAACCCGGAGAUGGAGGCGACCAACCAGGAGAUGGAGGCGACCAACCCGGAGAUGGAGGCAACCAACCCGGCUGCGAUGGUAGCUGUCCAGGAGAUGGAGGUGAAAACCCCGGUGGUGAUCAACCAGGCGAAAACAACCCAUGCGUAAACGAGUGCAAUGUUGCCCCUUGGGCCUCAGACGACUGCGACAAGUAUUGGAUCUGUGUAGGUGACAAGAAAGUUCAAGUGACCUGCUCUGAAGGUCUUCAUUUCAACCCAGUUACAUUGACCUGUGACUUCCAUUGCAAUUCAGGUUGUGAGAGGAGAAAUAUAGAACUCACUGAACACUACGAUGGAGUCAAAGUCUUCCUUCCUUGGAGCAAACUCAGCGGCGAAAUGAAACGUAUCUUAACCAUGGACGAGUUGUAAACGGUUCAAUGCUUGUAAAUAGAUUGUAAAAUAAAAAAUGCAUAUUGUAAAUUAUGCGUUACAAAUAUUUAUUCCUUAUAAAAUAGAUUCUCUUUGAUUGAAAUUGUCACUGUUAUAUCUGAGAUAUUAAAAUUGUUUAUAUUUGUUCCUGUUUAAAUUCAUGAAUGUAGAAUAUUUAUAAAUGAAUCUUAAAUGUCUCUUUUAAAUUGUUUAAUCAAUGUUGCAAGAAGAUAUUUGAGGUAAAUGUAAAUUUAUUUUACUUAUAAGUAGUUUAUGAAUCAUAAAUUCAUGAUUGUGAUCAGGAAACAAACGAAAAAAAUUGUAAACCUAAAAUUAAUAAAAGAAAGGAAUGUAAAUAAAACGUAUUUAUUUCAUAAAAUAAUAUUUUAUUUUGUAAAUGAAUCAUAAAUUUUGUAAAAUAAAUUUAUUAUAAAAUUGACAAUUUCACUCGUUUCUAGCGUAAUGUCUUAUGUUAAGUUUAUCCUAGUCUAAAAUUAAAUAAGGCACAAUUAAAUUAAAUUAUUUUUUA